UUUAAAAACUUGGAAGCAGACGUCAAAAGUGAUUAAUGUAUUACGAUGCUGCGUAAAUGCAAACGUCUCCGAUCCUGAAUAGGAUUCUCUUCUCUCAUCGAGAUUUAUACAAAUUAAAAGAUCUUUGAUAAUUUAAAUGAACGUUGAAUUUUGUAUCUUUAAAUAUGUAUCUAGUUGGAUUGACAGGUGGCAUAGCUACUGGCAAGAGUACAGUUGCUGAUGUUUUUCGAGAACAUGGUAUUCCAGUUAUAGAUGCUGAUGCAAUUGCCCGGAAAGUUGUUGAACCAGGGAAGCCAGCAUGGCAUAAAAUACAAAAAGAAUUUGGGCCAGAUGUGUUUUUAGAUACAAAAUAUUUGGACAGAGCAAAACUUGGCGAUUUAAUCUUUAAUGAUAUUGAAAAGAGAAAACAACUUAAUGCCAUCACGCAUCCUGAAAUAUACAAACAUAUAUACUGGCAAACUAUUAAAUACUUUUUACAAGGUUAUUCAUUUGUAGUGUUGGAUUUGCCACUGCUUUUUGAGACAGGACAUAUGUUGAAUUAUUUACACAAAAUUAUUGUUGUAACAUGUGAAGAAGAUCUUCAGCUGCAACGAUUGAUAGAACGUACUGGAUUUACGGAAGCCAAAGCAAAACUAAGAAUAAAUGCACAAAUGUCAUUGGAGAAGAAAGCAGAAAUGGCAAAUUUUGUAAUUGAGAACUCAGGUAGCUUAAAAGAUACUAUGGAACAGACGAUAAAAGUGAUUAAUGUAUUACGAUGUUCCAAACAUCACUGGAAAUUGCGUUUUAUAGUUGGAUUUUGUUGUACCAUGCUGUUAGCUGGCGCAUACUGGUUACGAAACAGAAGUUUCAGACCUUCAUCUUUGAUUUAAAUUAUUUUCUAAUAGAUUUUUUUAUAAAUAAACGUUUGCUGUGCUUAAUUACGGUUGCAUACCACAGAUGAAUUGCAGUGAAUUUUUGCACGUAAGGGAUCAGGGAAAAGCAGGAAAUAGGGAGCGCAUGAGAAAAAGAAGAAAGUGCAUGUUAAUUAUAUUUACAUACCGAAAACAGAGUUAUUUGUGUUUUUAUAAAACGUUAAGUGCAAUGUGCUAAAGAUGCAAAAGGAACGAUAUGAUAUAAUUAGGUGUAAGAAAAGAUAUCAGCUGUAAAAUGAUUUUGAAUUUUUGAUAGGGAACCCCCGUCUAAUAUAAGAUAGAUAUUUCAUAUAAAAGUUUCUUCGAAAAUCAAUAAAUAUUGUU
Pseudomyrmex gracilis is the source of this 1235-nucleotide messenger RNA. RefSeq names its product dephospho-CoA kinase domain-containing protein (gene Dpck). Lineage: Eukaryota; Metazoa; Arthropoda; Insecta; Hymenoptera; Formicidae. Gene Ontology annotation, biological process: coenzyme A biosynthetic process. The record is from RefSeq and is a predicted model, not a curated record. Bases 165 to 869 code for a protein of 234 amino acids. The transcript is spliced from 3 exons. Gene Ontology annotation, molecular function: ATP binding; dephospho-CoA kinase activity.